AUGCGGUCGCAAGCUGCUCUACUAAUCGGCGAAAUCACCCAUGCACGACCGGAAUGGGAGCAACUUUCUUCUAGAUUGACACUCAAGGAAUUCCCCUUCGGAACACGAGAAGAGUUCCUACGAAACUGCAAAAACGGAGAUUACGACGAUGUUGUGGUAAUAUAUCGCAGUAAUACCUCUACCAAAUACACUGGCCGAUUCGAUAAAGAAUUAGUCUCUGCUCUACCCAAGUCGGUGAAAUAUAUUGUUCAUAAUGGAGCCGGAUAUGAUAAUAUCGAUGUUGCUGUUGUGACGGAAGCUGGUAUCGCCGUCUCGAGCACGCCCGUCGCCGUGAACAAUGCCACUGCAGACGUUGGCAUUUUCCUCAUGAUUGGAGCUUUGCGCCAAGCUCAUGUACCUAUAACUUCCAUUCGGGCCGGUCAAUGGGCUGGGAAAUCCAAGUUGGGCCAUGAUCCCAAGGGUAAAGUACUAGGUAUUCUAGGAAUGGGCGGUAUUGGACGUGAAAUGGCACACCGCGCAAAAGGCUUCGGAAUGACAAUCCAAUACCACAACCGCAGCAGAUUAUCCCCCGAACUCGAAGAAGGCGCCAAAUACGUCUCGUUUGAGGAAUUGCUAGCGAGUUCUGAUGUGUUCAGUUUGAACCUGGCUUUGAACCCUUCGACGCGGCAUAUUAUCGGUGCUAAAGAACUGGCCAAAAUGAAGGAUGGUGUAGUAAUCGUAAACACGGCGCGUGGAGCGUUGAUCGAUGAGAAAGCGCUCGUCGCCGCAAUUGAGUCUGGAAAGGUUGGAUCCGCCGGAUUGGAUGUCUAUGAAAAUGAGCCUCAAGUCGAAGAGGGAUUGUUGAAGAGUGACAAGGUAUUUUUGCUGCCGCAUAUCGGUACGAUGACCUUCGAAACGCAAAAGGAGAUGGAGUUGCUGGUGUUGGAGAAUUUGAGAUCGGCGGUGGAGAAAGGUGAAUUGGUGACUCAGAUACCGGAACAGAAGAAAUAG
Molecule: messenger RNA, 990 nt
Organism: Talaromyces stipitatus ATCC 10500
Lineage: Eukaryota; Fungi; Ascomycota; Eurotiomycetes; Eurotiales; Trichocomaceae
Product: hydroxyisocaproate dehydrogenase, putative
Exons: 5
Coding region: 1-990 (329 amino acids)
Cellular component (GO): cytosol
Molecular function (GO): NAD binding; glyoxylate reductase (NADPH) activity; hydroxypyruvate reductase [NAD(P)H] activity
Source: RefSeq, a predicted model, not a curated record